Molecule: messenger RNA, 717 nt
Organism: Cimex lectularius (bed bug)
Lineage: Eukaryota; Metazoa; Arthropoda; Insecta; Hemiptera; Cimicidae
Product: transmembrane protein 70 homolog, mitochondrial
Exons: 3
Coding region: 83-688 (201 amino acids)
Biological process (GO): mitochondrial proton-transporting ATP synthase complex assembly
Cellular component (GO): mitochondrial membrane
Source: RefSeq, a predicted model, not a curated record
UCCAUUAACUUUACUUCGAGUUUUGGUUGAUAUUUUACCCCUGAUCUGUGAGCGUUACCGGGUGCAAGUCCAGAGAAUCAAAAUGUUCAAGAUUGUCAGGUGGACAUUUUAUCCGGUUAAACACUUGUGUUAUGGAAAGACAAAUAUACUAGAAAAUUUUAAGAAAAUACCCACGCCAUUGCCUUUAAUAAAAUAUUGCCAUUCUCUUAGUGAAGAGGACAAUGUUUACAAUGGUCCACUGAAGAGGCAGAUUCAUUCUGUCAAAUUAUUUUCUUUAGCUACAAGUGUUGGUGGCUUACUUGUUCAGCCGGUUAUUUUCCAGAGGGCAGCAGAACUUGAAGCCAGUACAGCAAGUAUAGUCGGAGUCUGCAGUUUUGUCGGGUUUUUCACUUUUGUUACACCUUUAUUACUUCAUUUGGUAACAAGAAAAUAUGUCUUGAAUAUAACAUACAGUAGUAAGGAGGACAGUUAUACGGCUACUGUUUACACUCUUUUCUUAAGGCGAAAAAAUGUCACUUUCAAACCGGAUGAAGUUGUUGUUCCCGACGUUCCAGGGAUGUUCACUUCAUUGACUGUUAGAGGGAUUCCACUUUUCAUGGAUGCUAGGUUUUUUACUGAUGUUAAUCAUUAUAAAAAGAUAAUGGGUUAUGACAAACCAAUGGAUUUUAAAUUCGGUUCUAAGGAUUAACCAAAUUACAAAAUAGUAGUGCAUAUGUA